CAACCCCAACCCCAACCCCAACAACAGCAACAAAAUCUUCCAUUUGUUUUAGAUGCUCUGUAUUGCCAAGAACAACAUUUGGAGGGAGGAGAGACAGAGGACUACUUUGAUUCAGAAGAGGAAGAUUGUCAUUACAGUGAUAAUAUUGUUAGCCCUAAGCCUCCACAGCUACUGGAACAAGACCUGUUCUGGGAAGACGAAGAGUUGACCUCUCUGCUGUCAAAAGAACAAGAAAACCCCUUAUUCCAUAGUCUCGAAACAGACCCAUCUUUGGGUGGGGCUCGGAGAGCCGCCGUGGAGUGGUUGCUGAAGGUCAACGCCCACUACUCAUUCUCUGCUCUCACGGCGGUCCUCGCCGUGAACUACCUCGAUAGGUUCCUCUUCAGCUUCCAUUUCCAGAGAGAGAAACCAUGGAUGACCCAACUUGCUGCUGUGGCUUGUCUCUCUCUUGCUGCCAAAGUUGAGGAGACUGAAGUCCCACUCCUGUUAGACCUCCAGGUGGAAGAUAGUAGGUAUGUUUUUGAGGCUAAAACAAUUCAGAGAAUGGAGAUGCUGGUACUAUCAACUCUUCAAUGGAAGAUGAAUCCUGUGACUCCACUCUCAUUUCUUGAUCACAUUACAAGGAGGUUAGGUUUGAAGAACAGACUUUGUUGUGAAUUUCUCAAGAGAUGCGAGUCAAUCCUCCUCUGUAUCAUUUCUGAUUCUAGGUUCAUGCUUUAUCUUCCCUCCGUAUUAUCCACUGCCACAAUGCUGCUCGUUUUUAGUAGUCUAGAGCCCUGUCUCGCAGUAGAAUACCAAAACCAACUCUUGGGUAUUCUUCAAAUCGACAAGGACAAAGUGGAGGAUUGCUAUAAGUUAAUGCUAGAAUCAACAUCAGGAAUUCACCAAUCCAACAAACGAAAGUUCCGAUCAAUGCCCGGCAGCCCAAAUUGUGUCACAGAUGUUUGUUUCAGCUCCGACAGCUCGAACGACUCGUGGGCCGUGACAUCCUCGGCAUCUGCUUCGGCGUCGGUCUGUUCCUCGCCGGAGCCAUUGUCAAAGAAGAGCAGAGCUCAGGACCAUAAUGCAACUGCAGAUAUUCUGAGCUUCCAUUGCUAGACUAUCUCAAUUGCGUCAUGACCAGUUUUUAUUUUUAUAUUUAUGUUAAAUAAUAUGAUAUGUUCUUUUUUUUUAUAUGUGCAUGUUAAAUUGCCUACCAUCUCUGCAAAUUUCAAAUCCAAGAACCAAAUCAGAGAGAGAGAGAGAGAGAGAGAGAGAUCGUAGAGAUGGGGUAUCAUAUGGAGAUUGGAGGUAGAGAUGGUUGGCAUUUUAUCCGGAGAAAGUAAAGAACAUUAGAGCAUAUAGUAGCAAUGAAGACUAUUUCCAUUAUUAUAUAAAUAUUUCUAUUCCUCUGUAAAGCCAGCCUUAAUUAUUAUAUGAACAUAAGUUUUAUUUAUUAUGUCAAUAAAUUGUCAAGUUCAACA
Messenger RNA from Camellia sinensis, 1463 nucleotides. RefSeq names its product cyclin-D3-3. The record is from RefSeq and is a predicted model, not a curated record. NCBI's taxonomy places the organism in Eukaryota, Viridiplantae, Streptophyta, Magnoliopsida, Ericales, Theaceae.